AUGGCCGCCUUCCAACCCCCUCCCCAGGAGGCCCUCGCAGGUCGCGGCAGGGUAGCCACCCUCGGCAUGCUCAUCAUCGACCACUUUGAAGUCCGGGACGACCAAGGCAACCCCGUCCCGCUGCCAGACGCCGAGAUUCUGGGCGGUGGGGGAGUCUACGCAACGAGCUCGGCACGCAUGUUCCUCCCAGCAACCCACGUCGCCUUCAUCGCCGAUGUCGGGCCAGACCUCAGCCCAGCCUUUCGUGACAAGCUCAACGUCCUGGGCGACACAGUAUGGUUUCGGCCGCGCGACGGACAAACCACUCGGGCUGUCAACCAGUACACGGGCAGGAAGAUUGGGUUCGUUUCGCUGUCAGAGUACAACCUUGAGAGUACAACCGUUGACAACCUGACCAGCGAAGGACAUCAGUCUUUCAAGUACAUCUCACCCCAGCUCCACCUAUGGCCCCACGACUACACUGCCCCUCCCAGCCCGUUCACGUCUCCUCCGCCAGAAUGGAUCCACGUCGUGUGUGACAUCAGCCGCGCCGGAGACAUUCUCGAUGACGCCGACCAAUGCCGGAGGGACGGGUGGAAGGGUCAGCUUGCAUGGGAGCCACUGGUUCGGCCCGCUGCCCCAGAUCAACGACCAAAAGUGUCGGCAUACAUUGCUCUGGCUCGGAGGUUCGCCGUUUUCAGCCCAAACCACCUCGAGCUGCAGACAAUUCUCGACGAGGACGAAGAGGACGUCGAGACGUGUGCACGCAUGUUCCACGGCCACCUCGCUGCCUCACCCGGACCCGUACCGGCCAUUGUCGUGCGUGCCGGUGAAAAAGGCGCGUUUACCCUCUCGGCCAACUGGACGGGGUGGGUGCCCGCCUUUUGGCAGCCAGGCGAAGAGGCGCACGUCGUUGGUGUCACGGGCGGCGGCAACUCAUUCAUGGGUGGUCUGCUUGCGGGUCUGCUGUUAACAGACGGCGACCACCGCGCAGCGUCAAUCUACGGGUCCACGGCGGCGUCGUUUGCCAUUGAACAGCGCGGACUACCUACCCUUACUACCAGUCCUGGCGGCCACGAACUGUGGAACGGCACGUUUGUCUGGGACAGACUGCGCAUAAUGGCACGGCGCGUCGCAGAGCUGGAGAAGGCAAACGUCACUUUACCGUCACCUAUCUAA
Apiotrichum porosum is the source of this 1158-nucleotide messenger RNA. RefSeq lists its product as uncharacterized. NCBI's taxonomy places the organism in Eukaryota, Fungi, Basidiomycota, Tremellomycetes, Trichosporonales, Trichosporonaceae. The transcript is spliced from 6 exons. Bases 1 to 1158 code for a protein of 385 amino acids. The record is from RefSeq and is a predicted model, not a curated record.